Molecule: messenger RNA, 1681 nt
Organism: Prinia subflava (tawny-flanked prinia)
Lineage: Eukaryota; Metazoa; Chordata; Aves; Passeriformes; Cisticolidae
Gene: MYL3
Product: myosin light chain 3
Exons: 7
Coding region: 446-1027 (193 amino acids)
Cellular component (GO): myosin II complex
Molecular function (GO): calcium ion binding
Source: RefSeq, a predicted model, not a curated record
ACAUCCAGCCUGGAAAAUCGAGCUGGGAAUGUCACUCGGGACCUGGGAAUGUCACUCAGGAGCUGGGAAUGUCACUCAGGAUGGUCCUGGCAAGGAUCAAACCCACCUGAUCAUAACCCCUCGUCCCUGCAUGGCAAAAAUGUUUGAGCGGGGCGCCAGGCUGGGCCUAAAACCCCCCGAAAUCUCUUUUCCGUGGACGUGUUAAUUGGGAACAAUGCCGGAUCCAGGGGCAGGAUCCAGGGCUGGAUCCAAAAUAGCCGGGGCUGCUCUUGUCCUUUUAUAGCCGUGCCCCAUCGCGAGCGGGGCACUGGGAGGGACAAGGUGCCACUUCCAGAGGGGAUAAAAUCCCACCCCAGCCCCGGGAUCUUCCUGCAGCAACAGCAGCAGCAGCAGCUCCUCUUUCCUGCCUUUCCCACCCUCUCCUUCUCUCCUUCCCAAGUCUGCCAUGGCUCCCAAGAAGCCCGAGCCUAAGAAGGCCGAGCCUAAGAAGGAGGAACCCAAGCCAGCGCCUAAACCGGCAGAGCCGGAGCCCAAGAAAGAAGUGGAGUUCAACCCGGCGUCGGUGAAAGUGGAAUUCAGCCCCGACCAGAUUGAAGAGUUUAAGGAGGCGUUUUCCCUUUUUGACCGGACCCCCAAGUCGGAGAUGAAAAUCACCUACGCCCAGUGUGGAGACGUCCUGAGGGCUUUGGGGCAGAACCCCACCCAGGCCGAGGUCAUGAAACUGCUCGGCAGACCCAAACCUGAAGAGAUGAAUUCCAAGAUGAUCGACUUCGAGACCUUCCUGCCCAUGCUCCAGCACAUCGCCAAGACCAAGGACACCGGGACCUACGAGGAUUUUGUGGAAGGGCUCCGGGUGUUCGACAAGGAGGGCAACGGGACCGUCAUGGGCGCCGAGCUCCGCCACGUCCUGGCCACGCUGGGGGAGAGGCUGACUGAGGAGGAAGUGGAUAAAUUGAUGGCUGGACAGGAAGACGCCAACGGCUGCAUCAACUACGAAGCUUUUGUGAAACACAUCAUGGCUAACUGAGCCCAGGACAAGACCAAGGAUUCCGGAUACCGGCCUUGGAUUUCCACGGGCUGGAAUUUCUCCGUGUUUUUCAGCCCAGAUUCCCAUUCCAGAGCUCCAAAAUGUGCCUAAAUCCCUAAAGAGAUUUGGAUAUUUUUGUUUUGUUUGCCUUGUUCCUGCACGGGAAGAGGGUGGAUCCUGUGGAGAUCCAACAGGAGAAACUGGAAUGUGAAAUACGAAUCCCUGGGAAUUCCUUUAGGAUGAAGGAUAUAUACAGAAAUAUAAAACUGAGGAAAAGGGAGGAAUUCUUUCCAUUAAUAAAUCCAUCCAAAAAUUGAUUGAUCCCUUUUUCCAUCCCGAACUCCACUUUUCACCCUGUGUUUAUGGGACAUCCGUAUAAAUCCAAGGAAUAUCCUUCACCCUUAGGGAAAAACCUGUGGAAUUCCCAGAAAUUAGCACAAACAAAACCUUGCUGACUUUUUUCCUCUGCUUUGGAUGAUGGAAAAUAAAGGAUAAAAAAAGCUUUAAAAAUUUCAAAUUAAAGCAAAAAUUUGCUAAAAUCCAUCUUUUCUCCACGAGGAUUCCUUCCCAUUCCAGUAAUUUCCCUAGGAACAAGGAAAAGUCUUCCCCAAAGGAAACUGGAAGUUGUUCUAAUAACACAUCUCGGUCCUGGAG